Molecule: messenger RNA, 2412 nt
Organism: Babesia bovis T2Bo
Lineage: Eukaryota; Apicomplexa; Aconoidasida; Piroplasmida; Babesiidae
Exons: 4
Coding region: 41-2392 (783 amino acids)
Source: RefSeq, a predicted model, not a curated record
CCACAGAUGAGUUAGUGUUUCUCAUUCUUUUUGCCUCGCCAUGAAGGCAGGCCGUCGAGCCAUCAAUUCCAGUAGAGGUCGAGUAUUUCAGGCACCAAUAGCGAAGCGCAUUGCUGGACUGUCAUGUCUUGACCUCCGGAAGGAUAUUGUGGAAUCCAGCCGAAAACACAUUCGGAUGCGUUCCGUGUGGCAUCAAUAUGUCCAAGAAGUGUGUAAGCGCAUGAAUAACGUGGAAUCGGAUAAUGAAGCUAGUGAGCAGGAUAAAUUCACACCUACUGAUAUAUCACUUAUACUCUCGGCAUUCGCCAGUGCUCGCAAGCAUGACACACGUUUAUUUAACAUCCUUCUAGAGGCCGUGGACUCAAGCAUCGAUGGGUACUACCUUCGUGACUUUGCAGUGCUUUACAAUGCACUGGCAAAAGUAGGAGUACGAGCUGACGAAAUGAUCAACAGCUUCAGCGUCAGUAUCGAAAACAAAUUGACCGCCAAAUCGUCAGAGAAGGACCUCGCACUGCUGCUCAACGCACUUUUGGAAUUGAAUGUUCGUGAUAUACAUGGCAUCUUCGUCAAAACAUCGCUAAUUAUAUCCUCCAGGAUUAAGUACAUUGCUAACUGCCAUACCCUAACACUGCUGCUGUACUCCUAUUCCCGGUAUAAAGGCUUCGUUCCUAGGAUAUCAUUGGGCCCAGAAACCAGUAACAGUGGACUGGGCGAUGGUAACGUGGAUAGUUCCAAUCUAUCUGGAACUCACCAGGAAGCUGUGGAUCAUAGGGACACCUCAUCCCCUGAGGAGACCCUCAUUACCGAGACCACGUUGUCGCUUUUAGGACGCUGCGCUGACCUAAUGUUAUCCAUGCAGGCAACGGAUAUACUGUAUUACUAUAAGUCAGCUCUUAACCUGAUAUACAAGCAUGAUACUGGCAUCAAGCAGCAUUUGUACGCAUCUAUAGCAAAUAUACACAAGGCGCACAUACGAAUCUCAGAACGGUUACUCGAGUUCGAGACGCGUGAGUUAGUGACUUUGCUCCAGCGGCUGCAACAGUCGCUCUCAAUGCUCGAAGAUACAGAUCCUGACAGCCCACUAUGGCCCGUGAAUAAUGAAAUACAAACUCGGGUACCUCAACUAGAAGAAUGCGUCCGAAACGAAUUGGCAUAUCGCACCUCAACAAUGUCAUUCACCGAGGCACUAGGGUACCUCAAAUGUCUACCAGAUGAUGACCACAGGUCUGCACUAGUAUACCGAAGGCUAUGUUACAAACUAAAUAAAAUAGUUGAUAUGACGUCAUGGGAUAGCUGUAACAAGACGGAUUUAUGGGAGUUGGCCACUUGUCUCUAUCGACGUAGCGUGCUAUACAGCAGUACGGAGCUGCAGCAAUUGGUGGUAGCACUCAAUCGCAGUAUUACUGGCACUUUAAAACUUAAAGAAGUUGACCUCUUGUGCAAACUGUCCGCAAAAGUGGGAGCUAAAUCAACACCGCUACAGAAAAAGGUAAUGUCAGUAUUGUGCAGAGCUGACUGCCUGCAACCGACCCAAGCCGCCUCUAUGGUCUUUAAUCUAGUGGCACUGGGAUAUAUCCAAGGACUGGAGCAGAUCCUAGCCGCGUGUGCCAAUAUAAACUCGCCAGAAGAAGCGCUUAUGGUAUUAUCGGCAGCUGCUAUCCUAAAGGUCAAUGGGCUAAUCAAUGUCGACUCCAGUCUUCUGGAAUCCAUGAUACACAUAGUCAAUGGGACUGAACUGUCGAACGACCGCAGUAAGAAUUUGGUAGCACUACUCCGCGUAACAGGAAUUGCUAAUAUACACUGGUACCAAGGACCAUAUCGCAUGUAUCCCAGAAUGGUAGCCCCGGAUAAACACGUAGUAACACGAUCGGUUGACCUGAAACGUGGGAAUGUAAUUGUCAAUGCAGAUGUUAUAUCAGUGGAAUGUUGCACUAUGGAGAUACAAGAGGCAUUACAAGAGUUUGUCAAGAAGUUUGAUACUGGGACCAGAGUACUAAGGGACUAUAAUGCCGAUGGUAUCAUUGUGCCCAUAGUAGUCAGGUUGCCUACUAAAGACAAGGUUGCUAUAUUCCUAAUGGUUAACGACUGCUACUCUGGAGCACGACAAAUGCUGAGGCUUGAUGCUUACACCCAGCUGAGGCUACUAAGACAACGGGGUAUACAGGCAGUGUGCUGUCGCGCCGAAGAAUGGCUAACUAGCGAUCGUACGCAAUACAUAGCCCGCUUAGUAGAACGAUGCCAUCAUGUAGCGAAGGAAGAGUCACACACAGACCGUGAUUUAUCAAUAGAAAAGGAUACUAGAGCAGUAAUACCAAACACAACGUCAGCGAUAGACAGCUUCUCACGGCUACGUAUGCUAGUUGAAAAUAAUGUAACUAGCAUACACAAAUAGUUAUAAACAUUAUAUAUAAU